Messenger RNA from [Torrubiella] hemipterigena, 3879 nucleotides. The record is from the annotation of a GenBank genome assembly. Lineage: Eukaryota; Fungi; Ascomycota; Sordariomycetes; Hypocreales; Clavicipitaceae.
UAAUUUUUAAGUGCAACUCGGCUUGGCGCCAUCCGUUUUGUCACGAAUUGGAGCAUCACGUGCUGCCAUCGACGUCACUGCAUGAGCACCGCCUUCAUCCGCCCCUCCCGAGUCUUUUGAUCUGUAACUCGUUGAUCGCCGUGACUUGCGCUUUGCUUGUCGUUGAUUGUGCAUAAUGAGCGGCCAAGAGACUUUCACAGCGGAUCCGAGAGUCACUUACUCGUCUGGCCGAGCGGAUUCGAGCUCCAAUCCCGACCUGCGAAUCUUGCAUUACAACGAUGUCUACCAUGUCGACCCAGCAAGCGCAGAGCCUGUCGGCGGCCUCGCGCGGUUCAUAACGAUGUGCAAUGAAUACAAAGAUGCGGAGAAAUUUAAGGGACAACCGGAUGUACUGACUCUCUUUUCCGGAGACGCUUUCAACCCAAGUCUGGAGAGCAGUGUUACAAAAGGUGAACACAUGGUUCCGGUACUAAACGCUAUUGGGACUGAUGUAGCUUGCGUUGGCAAUCACGACUUUGACUUUGGUGUGCUGCAAUUCGAACAUCUGAUCAAGAAGUGCAGCUUCCCGUGGCUCAUUGCAAAUGUACUGGAUCCCGCGCUUGGCGACAACGUGCCGCUCGGCAAUGCGAAGCGAACUCACAUGAUGACUACUUCGAAUGGUAUCAAGGUCGGCAUCAUUGGCCUCGGCGAACGAGAAUGGCUGGACACAAUUAACAGUUUACCACCAAACCUUAUAUACAAGUCCGCCAGCGCUACCGCGAAAGAACUUGUCCCGCAGCUGAGAGAGCAGGGCGCGGAGAUUAUUGUGUGCCUCAGCCAUCAGCGCGAGCCGAACGACAUUAAACUAGCCGAGCAGACCGGCGGCAUCAUCGACAUUAUUCUAGGCGGCCACGACCACUUCUACAAGCACAAUUACAUCAAUGGCACCCAUAUACUGCGCUCUGGAACCGACUUCAAGCAGCUGAGCUACAUUGAGGCCAGACGAAGCGAGAAGGAACAGGGAAAAUGGGAUUUUGAUAUCUGGCGACGCGACGUCAUGUCUUCUGUCGAGGAGCAUAAACCUACAGCAAAACUGGUCCAUGAGCUUACAGCCAAGUUGCAAAAGUCGCUCUCUCAGCCGAUUGGCUGGACAGCGAUGCCGCUUGACGCGCGCUUCAGCACCGUUCGAGUUAAGGAAUCGAAUAUUGGAAACUUUGUCUGUGACAUUAUGCGGCAGCAUCACCGUGCGGACUGCACCAUCAUGGCAUCUGGAACGAUUCGCGGCGACCAAAUCUACCCGCCUGGCGCUAUUCGCAUCAAAGACGUUACAACGUGUUUCCCGUUUGAGGAUCCCAUUGUCGUCCUGCGCGUAACUGGACAGGCAAUCUGGGAUGCGUUGGAGAACGGCGUAUCCAUGUACCCUGCGCUGGAAGGCCGGUUCCCGCAAGUGUCUAAUAUUAUGUUUGAAUUUGACCCAGAACGACCGCGCGGAAAGCGACUAUCAUGGUUAAAGAUUGGCGGAGAGGAUUAUCAGCCGGAGAAGAAGUAUGUUCUCGCUACUAGAGGAUACAUGGCGCGAGGUAAAGAUGGCUAUGAUUGCCUGCUUGCCGGGUCGGAAGGCGGCGAGGCGGAAGAGAUCAUUGACGAAGAGAAUGGAAUCCUCAUCAGUACCAUGCUGCGACAAUACUUUAUGGCGCUGCGUACGGUAGGCAAGUGGCAGAAGCUUGCUGAGCAGUGGGUUGAGACUGCGUCCAGUGUGCAUCACGAGCCCAUGGGUGAGCACGACGAUCAGGCUGGGGAUGGAUCCAAGUCGCUCCCAUCACAGCUGCAUGCACCGUAUGAAGAUAGCUGGCAGGAUUUCAUACGCGCUCGUCUCGGACACUCCAAGACUCCUCAUGACGAGGAUAGCUCGUACGAUGUCGAUGAGGGUAUUGUCAUGGAGGAGACGGAGCCCAUCUCGCCCAUCAUUGGCGGAGACCCCGACCACCAGAUGGACAUUGAGACGCUUCUGCUGCGCAAGUUUUGGACACGAUGGGCCAUCAAAGCAGGCGUCAAGUCGUGUCCAUGCGAUCCUGUGUCCAAAGGCGCGUGUCUUGUCGAUUGGACAAGGCUGAUUGCUCCCACUGUUGAAGGCAGAAUACAAAUGGUCAAGAAGAAGCAAUAGAGAAUCAUAGAAAAUAGAUGAAUGAAAAAAACUAUUUCCACUAUGUAACUGGCCAGAGUAGCCCGGCCUAGGUCAUGUACACUUUAUUUUUACUUGGUAUAUACAAGUUGGGGACCCGUCCUUUCACCACUACCGAAGCGAUUGUAGAUUGGCGCCGGGGUGGCUGCUCUCUACUGAGCACACUUGCCCUUCUUGCAAGUCAGAGAGUCAGAGCAGUCGUUGUCGCUCUUGCAAGAGGCACCUAAAUUGGUUGUUAGCAAAGCCGGCCGUGACCAUGAUGCUGGGUUGUUUACUUACCGGCGCAGUGGCCAGCCCAGGAGCAAGGAGGGGGAGGGGGAGCGCUGCUGCCGCCCUUGGAGCAGCGUCCGCUCUUGCAGGUGAGCUCGUCGGAGCAGUCGUUAUCGUUGCCGCACGAAGCACCUAGAUGGGGGAAUCACGUUAGCCAAUGGGUAGCCAGAGCGAGCGGGAGUGCGACGCCGAGCAAAGAGCUGGACAGCCUCGCACCACGGCCCUCUUUGUGAUUGGGGUCGUUUGUACCUUCGCAGUGGCCGGCCCAUGAACAGCUGCCGCCAGAGGGGGGAGGGGUGCUGCCGUUGCCGCCGAGACGAGCUACGAGCUUGUCACCGAGGGCAGAGAUGGAGCUCUCGAAGUCGCUGUAGUUCUUGGCAUCCCACUUGGCAGAUUUGCCGGGAACAGCAUCGUCGCCAGCAAAGGCAAUGUACAGCACGUCGUUGCCGUCGUAGCCGUUGCCGCCGGUGAUGCUCUUGCCGAAGCAGGCAGUGGCCAGCGAGAUGGACGCCUCGCCAAUCAUGGCCUCGGCGUCGUCAUCGCCGUUCUCGUCACCCCAGACACCGUAGAUCUAAGCGUGAAAUUCUUGUUAGUUAAGAUGCAAGCAUAGAGACAAAUGCAGUCGGCUUACCAGCUUGUUGUUGCAAACAACAGCCAUAACGGAGAGAGGCUUGAUGCCGUAGGACUGAGGGUUGAAGGUGGUGUAGCCAGCUCGGCUGCCCUCGUUGCCAAAGACGACAUAAGGGUGAAUGUUGGCAUCGAGAUCCUUUUGGCUGGUACCGUAGCUGCGGACGGUGCCGGCGAAAGAGGUUUGGCUCUGGGUAUCGGUGGACUUGCCGCAGCGGCCGUCGUCGGCAGCACUGCCCUGGAUGCCGUCGCAGUCAAUGUCCAUGUUGGCGAGCUGGCCAUUCUUGCCCUGGAGGUAGAUGACCUUGUAGUCGGUAGAGUGGUCACCACAGUACGAGAAAGCUGUGCAGAGACGAGAGUUGUUAGCAAAUUGUUGAGUAGGGAACAGACCAAGUGUCUUCGUGCUGAAAGAACGAUGCCGCGAGGGCAGUAGGCUAUAGAAGAAUCGGAGACACUUACAGCCAUUGUCACCAGAGAUGCUGUGGAAGCCCGACUUGAGAGGGUUGGUGCACUGGCCAUUGGCGCGGACGGUGUCGUAGAAGGACUUGACGUUGGCGGGUAUGUCGCGGGCAGUAGCCACGGUGGCAAGGCCGACAAGAAGAGAGUUGCGGACAAACAUUGCUGUUAUUGAUGUGUGUGGGUGUAAUCGGUGGGUGAUGGGAGGCAGCAGAAGAGCAGCAUGCGCGUAUGAACGGGGGAGUAAGCAGUUGAACUAUUUAUAUGGCCGAGCCCAUCCACCACCGCUCUCAACCAUUAGUGAGUGGAUUGUGUCGGCAUGGCCCUUCCUCCUCUCUCGCUGGUCGAAUCGGGGCCGCUUCUCC